AUGAUGGCGGUGACCUCAUCCUGCAAAGAAGGGACCAGGAUAGCAAUGGAUAAUGGCAAGUAUGUAAGGUACACGCCGGAGCAAGUGGAAGCUUUAGAACGUCUGUACCUUGAGUGUCCUAAGCCUAGCUCCAUGCGUCGCCAACAGCUCAUUCGUGAGUGUCCCAUCCUCUCCAACAUUGAGUCCAAACAGAUUAAAGUUUGGUUCCAAAAUCGAAGAUGUAGAGAAAAACAACGAAAAGAAGCGUCACGCCUCCAAGCUGUGAACAGGAAGUUGACAGCUAUGAAUAAACUGUUAAUGGAGGAGAAUGAUAGGUUACAAAAGCAAGUCUCACAGCUUGUUUAUGAAAACAGCUAUUUCCGCCAACAGACUCAAAAUACGACCCUAGCCACCACGGAUACAAGCUGUGAAUCACUAGUGACGAGUGGUCAACAUCAUUUGACUCCUCAGCAUCCUCCAAGGGAUGCCAGCCCUGCAGGACUUUUGUCCAUUGCAGAGGAAACUUUAACACAGUUUCUUUCAAAGGCUACUGGAACUGCUGUUGAGUGGGUCCAAAUGCCUGGGAUGAAGCCUGGUCCGGAUUCCAUUGGAAUCGUUGCAAUUUCUCAUGGUCGCAGUCGUGUGGCGGCACGUGCAUGCGGACUUGUGGGACUAGAUCCUACAAGAGUCGCGGAAAUCCUUAAAGAUCGGCUUUCAUGGUAUCGUGAUUGCCGAGCUGUGGAUGUUAUAAACAUGCUGUCCACUGGAAAUGGUGGAACCAUUGAACUGCUUUAUAUGCAGCUCUAUGCCCCAACAACAUUGGCACCAGCUCGAGACUUUUGGUUCCUGCGCUAUACUUCUGUUUUGGAGGACGGUAGUCUUGUGAUAUGUGAAAGAUCACUUAACAACACUCAGAAUGGUCCAAGUAUGCCGCCAGCUGCAAAUUUUGUGAGAGGAGAAUUAUUGCCUAGUGGUUAUCUAAUUAGACCUUGUGAUGGUGGAGGAUCCAUCAUUCACAUAGUUGAUCACAUGGAUUUGGAGCCUUGGAGCGCUCCUGAAGUGUUGCGCCCUCUUUAUGAAUCCUCAACAUUACUUGCUCAGAAAACAACAAUGGCGGCCUUGCGUCAUUUGAGGCAGAUUUCACAAGAAAUAUCUCAGCCAAAUGUUACAGGUUGGGGCAGAAGACCUGCUGCCCUUCGUGCACUUAGUCGGAAGUUGUACAAGGGAUUUAAUGAGUCUGUUAAUGGAUUUACCGAUGAAGGAUGGUCUAUGUUGGAAAGUGAUGGUGUUGAUGAUGUUACCCUACUUGUGAACUCAUCUCCAAGCAAGAUGAUGGGCAUAAAUCUUUCUUAUGGCAAUGGAUUUCCUUCGAUGGGCAAUGCGGUUCUAUGUGCCAAAGCAUCCAUGUUACUCCAGAACGUGCCGCCAGCCAUACUUCUCAGAUUCUUGCGAGAACAUCGAUCAGAGUGGGCAGACAGUGGUAUUGAUGCUUACUCUGCUGCUGCUGUCAAAGCUGGUCCAUGUGGAUUGCCAGUAGUUCGAGGUGGAAGUUUUGGCGGUCAGGUCAUUCUUCCUCUGGCUCACACUAUUGAGAAUGAAGAGUUCAUGGAGGUCAUUAAGCUUGAAAAUAUGGGCCACUAUCGAGAGGACAUGAUCAUGCCCAAUGAUAUCUUCCUGUUGCAGCUUUGUAGUGGAGUUGAUGAGAAUGCAGUUGGCACUUGUGCUGAACUCAUCUUUGCCCCCAUUGAUGCUUCAUUCUCUGAUGAUGCACCUAUUAUUCCUUCCGGUUUUCGCAUCAUCCCUCUUGAUUCUGGAAUGGAUGCAUCCAGUCCAAAUCGUACACUCGACCUUGCCUCAACUCUUGAAGUUGGAGCUGCUGGAAACAGACCAACUGGUGAUAAUUCCGGUCAUUAUAGAAGCACAAAGUCUGUGAUGACAAUAGCAUUCCAAUUUGUGUAUGAGAUCAACCUUCAAGAAAAUGUGGCUAUCAUGGCUCGGCAAUAUGUCCGUAGUGUUAUUGCUUCUGUUCAAAGGGUGGCAUUGGCGCUCUCUCCCUCCCAUCUAGGCUCUCAUGCUGGUUUUCGGACACCUCCUGGUACUCCUGAAGCACAGACGCUUGCUCAUUGGAUUUGUCAGAGCUAUAGGUGCUAUCUCGGAGUUGAGCUGCUGGAAUAUGAAGGAAGUGAAUCGAUUCUAAAAACGCUUUGGCAUCACACCGAAGCAGUUUUAUGCUGCUCUUUGAAGGCACUACCAGUUUUUACAUUUGCUAAUCAAGCAGGACUUGACAUGCUUGAAACAACCUUAGUAGCACUUCAGGACAUAACUUUGGAGAAAAUUUUCGAUGACAAUGGACGAAAAGCUCUAUUUGCGGAGUUCCCACAAGUGAUGCAGCAGGGUUUUAUGUGCCUUCAAGGUGGUAUCUGCUUGUCAAGAAUGGGGAGGUCAAUCUCCUACGAGAGAGCAGUCGCUUGGAAAGUGGUAAAUGAUGAAGAAAAUGCUCACUGUAUCUGCUUCAUGUUCAUCAACUGGUCUUUUGUUUGAAAUUAGUCUUCUUAGUUUGCAGAAACCUUUAACUGAUGAUGAAAUGACACUGUUAUAAGGAUGUUGAACCUAAUGGAAUCUCCGGGGGCCCUCGAUUGUAACCCCAUUUUU
This is a messenger RNA of Hibiscus syriacus, 2631 nucleotides long. RefSeq names its product homeobox-leucine zipper protein ATHB-8-like. The transcript is spliced from 19 exons. Bases 1 to 2520 code for a protein of 839 amino acids. The record is from RefSeq and is a predicted model, not a curated record. Gene Ontology annotation, molecular function: lipid binding; DNA binding; DNA-binding transcription factor activity. Lineage: Eukaryota; Viridiplantae; Streptophyta; Magnoliopsida; Malvales; Malvaceae.